GGCCGAGGAGUUAAGCGCAGCGCCGCCGUCUCCCCUGAGUUCAGGGACUACACGAGAAAUCAGGGCAACGAGAGGAGCGGUUUGUUCUCUGGUCUCCGAGUGUGAAACAGAAAUGCAGGCACAGGGCAGUCCUGGAAUGAAGGGCAAUGCAUGACUCGGGGUGGCAAAAAAAAAAAAAUAAAAUAAUAAAUCCGGCAGCAGCAGCAAUGAUGUGAUGAAAGGGCUGGUGAAGUUUAUUCUAUCCUUGGCAGUGGUAUUCUCAGUCUCCUGCCUUUUGCUGCAACCUUGGCUAGUGGCUUGUGUGCAACAGUCAGUCCGACUGGGAAGGAGGAGAGCAGAGCGAAAGACAUUCAUUUAAUAUGAAUUCUGUAUCUGGGAGCAAAGAGCGGGCUGUUUUUGCAAGGAAUCGCAAACAUGUGGGGACGGCGGAGAGUUAUUCAACUACGAAACUGGCAACUUUCACCCCCGAGAUGUGGUACAGGAAGAGCUUUCAGAUGUGCGAGGACUCCCGGACUGCCAACCGACCCGCCCCCGAGGGAGCUGGCUCCGUCCCCGGCUCGGGCACCGCGUCCCCGGGCUCCAGCAGCGGCUCGCCGGGCACCGGCUCGCCGGGCUCGGCGGCCGGCUCGUCGCCCGGCUCGUCGGGCACCGGCUCGCCGGGUUCCUCGGGCACCGGCUCGCCCGGCUCCUGCGGCUCCGAGGAUAAAGGGAUUUGGUGCGAGAAUUGCAACACCAGGCUGGUGGAGCUGAAGAGGCAGGCGCUCAAGAUGAUGAUCCCGGGCGCCUUCUCCAGUAAGGACCCGGCUUUCUCUGCUCUGAUCCACGACAAACUGCAGGUGCCCAACACUACCCGCAAAGCCUGGAAUGAACGCGACAACAGGUGUGAUAUCUGUGCAACCCACCUCAACCAGCUGAAGCAGGAGGCUAUCCAGAUGGUGCAGACACUGGAGCAAGCAGCCACCUUGGAGCAGUACGACCCAUUACCAGGCUCGCCUCCGCCCCUCUCUAACAUCCCCUCGCUGGUGGGCUCGCGCAACAUUGGCAGCCUACAGGCAACCCGGGACUGGGCCUUCGUCCCAGCAGCCUAUGCUGCUACCACCACAUAUGCUGGCUUCCUGACCAACAAGCAUGCGGGCAAGCCCAACUCGUUGGGCAUCGUCAGUGGCGCAGAGAAGAAGGGGGCCCCCUCUGGGCAUCCAGUCACCAAGGCCGGGCUGCAGAUGGCCACCAGCCCUAGCAAUGGCAACAUCCUGAGCUCAGUUGCCAUCCAGGCCCACCAGUACCUGGAAGGAACAUGGUCUGUGUCCAGGACGAAUGGCGUGACGCUCUAUCCAUACCCAAUAUCCCAGCUGAUGUCCGAGAGCUGCCGGGAAGGGUUGACCGAGGCUGUCCUGAACCGUUAUAACUCCGACAAGCCGUCAGUGUACAGCUUUCCGAGCUCCCAGGGCACUUAUGUGUCCAGCGUGGCCUCGAGUGGGACUUCAGCCGCGGCCUCAUUCUUUGCAAGAGCUGCCCAGAAACUCAACCUGUCCUCCAAGAAGAAGAAACAUCAUCGGUCUCCUACUCCGAACGUAUCCGAGUCCCCGCCCUUCCCGACCAACUUCAGCGGCAUUCUGCAGAUGUCCCCGCCCCCAGCACCACCAUGUCUGCUCAGGGCCAUCAACAAGGUGAAGGACAACCCAGGGAUGGGAAAGGUGAAGGUCAUGCUGCGAAUCUGCUCAGCCUCGGUUGGGGACACGUCUGAAUCCAGCUGCUUCUUCAAAGUCGACCCUCGCAAAAAGCAGAUCACGCUGUACGACCCACCGGUGAACGGACUCCAGAAUUCCUCGCAGAAGAGAGGGGGCCUGGUGCCACCAAAGAUGUUUGCUUUUGAUGCUGUCUUCCCGCAGGACUCUUCGCAGGCUGAAGUAUGUGCAGGAACAGUCGCGGAAGUCAUCCAGUCCGUGGUGAAUGGCGCAGAUGGCUGCGUGUUCUGUUUCGGGCACACCAAGCUAGGAAAGUCGUAUACCAUGAUUGGGAAAGACGACUCCAUGCAGAAUCUUGGGAUCAUCCCUUGUGCCAUCUCAUGGCUUUUCAAACUGAUUAACGAGAGGAAAGAAAAGACAGGAGCCCGGUUUUCAGUCAGGGUCUCGGCAGUGGAAGUAUGGGGGAAGGAGGAAAACCUGAAGGAUCUGCUGUCCGAGGUAGCAACAGGCAGCCUGCAGGACGGCCAGUCCCCUGGAGUCUACCUCUGCGAGGACCCAAUCUGCGGCAUGCAGCUCCAGAACCAGAGUGAGCUCCGUGCGCCUACGGCAGAGAAAGCUGCCUUCUUCUUGGACGCCGCCAUUGCCUCACGCCGGAGCAGCAGGCCUGAGUGUGAUGAGGAGGAUCAGCGGAACUCCCACAUGCUAUUCACUCUGCACAUCUACCAGUACCGCAUGGAGAAGAGCGGCAAGGGGGGAAUGUCAGGAGGUCGCAGCCGCUUACACCUCAUUGACCUGGGCAGCUGUGUAAAAGUGCUGAGCAAAAGUCGUGAGGGGGGCUCUGGACUCUGCCUAUCCCUGUCUGCACUGGGAAAUGUCAUCCUGGCUCUGGUCAAUGGCACCAAGCACAUUCCCUACAAGGAGAGCAAGCUCACCAUGCUGCUACGGGAGUCUCUGGGCAACCUGAACUGCCGGACCACCAUGAUCGCCCACAUCUCAGCCUCCUCCAGCCACUACUCCGAAACCCUGUCCACCAUCCAGAUCGCGUCCAGGGUCCUCCGAAUGAAGAAGAAAAAGACAAAGUAUACCUCCAGCUCAUCCGGGGGUGAGAGUUCCUGUGAAGAAGGAAGAAUGCGUCGGCCCACCCAGCUCCGGCCGUUCCACCCGCGGGGAGCAGCUGACCCGGACCUCCCCAUUCUAAACCUGUCGAGCGACCCAGACUACUCGUCCAGCAGCGAGCAGUCCUGCGACACCGUGAUCUACGUGGGGCCCAAUGGCACCGCCCUCUCGGACAAGGAGCUGACCGACAACGAGGGCCCGCCCGACUUUGUGCCCAUAAUCCCCUCGCUGCAGAAGAACAAGAACGAGGUGAGGCCGGAAGGAGCCGCCGAGCCCGUGGCCGUCCUCCCAGAGAAGGACUGCCUCAAGUGCAACACUUUUGCCGAGCUGCAAGAGAGGCUUGAGUGUAUCGACGGCAGCGAGGAGCCCAACAAGUUCCCCUUCGAGGAGGUCCCUGCGGCGCCUCGCAGCGACCCACCGCUGAAAGGCGAGGAGGCUCAAGCCCCGAGGGGGGAGGCCCAUCAGCCUGGUGGCCUGACCUCUGCCCUCUGGGCUGCCGAGGAGGACUCAGAGGAUACACACCCAGCCCUCAGCAGAGCCGAGGCUGCUCCGUCCCCUGUCCCGCUUGGCGGCCACGGCAGCGGCUCCGCGCCAUCCUCCCCCAGGAGCGUCAUGGGGAGCAGCACCACCCAACUAAACUCGUCAAGGGCACAGGGCGCCAAAGAUGCCCCGCACGGCAGUGGCAGUGCAGAGGCUAAGCCGAGGCCUAUGGGCUCACCAAGGCUCGGGAUCGCCAGCCUUUCCAAGACUUCAGACUAUAAGCCGCAACAUUCCCCCUCACAGCGCUGCAAAGUCUACACCCAGAAGGGGUCCUUGCCCAGCCCAGCUCCUCCCCCACCGCAGGCACUGACCAAGGACUGCGAGAAGACCUGUCACGAGCUCUUGGAACAGACUGAAAUCAGGACGGCGCCGGUGGGAAUGAGCCCUCAAAUAAUGAAGAGAUCUGUAUCAUCCAGCACCGAGUGUUCGCAGGACUCCAUGUUCUCAGACCAAGAGCAGGACCCGGUGGACGACUCGAAGAACGAAAUGAUGACCAGGGCCACGGUCACUCUGCAGAAGCCGUUGGAGCUGAAUGGAGAGGACGAGCUGGUUUUCACUCUGGUGGAGGAGUUGACCAUCAGUGGAAUCCUGGAGAACGGGCGGCCCACCAGCAUCAUCAGUUUCAAUAGCGACUGCUCGGUACAGGCCCUGGCCUCGGGCUCCAGGCCUGUCAGCAUCAUCAGCAGCAUCAACGAGGACCUGGACUGCUACUCGAACGCUGCUCCCUUCUCCGAAGUGAGCAUCGCCAAGUUCCUGCCCUUUCCCAAGCCGGGCCUGGAUGAGAAAGUCUUGGUCUCCAGUAGCAGACGCUCCUCCAUCAGCUCCUGGCUCAGUGAGAUGAGCGACGGAGAGCAGUCGUGCCACAGUUUCGUCACUCAGGCCUGCGGUGGGAAUGGCGAGGCAUUGGCGGACUCCUCCAUGCUGGACGUGGCGAGCAACCUCCCGGAGGAGUGCGUGGCCUAUGCGCGGAGCGGCAAGUACUCCGUGAUGGACAAGUUCUUCGGCAUGCCCGAGAAAGCCAACGAGGCCAAAAACCUGUACCAAGCGGCACCCAACAAGAACUGCAAAAUCGCCGCCUUGGGGAAAACCACAGUCAGGAUAUCGAACGCGUCGAGUCUGACCGGCGGUGAGGGCUGCUUCCCCAUUAAGACCAACAUUUCGGUGCACCCCUGUAUCAGGCUAAAGCCAAUCCAUUUCUCCGAUCAGGUCGACGUGCUGUCGGCUGUCAGUUAUUCUCCGGCCCACUCCCACAACGGCGACGCCAAGCCGGCCGGCGCCUCCGGCCCGAACGAGAUGAAAUUUGACGACCCGUGGCUGAAGCGGGAAGAGGGGGACGAAGAGGAGGAGGCGGACGCCAGCCUGGACGGGAGCGACAGAGCCGAGCGAGGGGAGCGACCCGCCUUUGGGCGCAACCGGGACCGAAGCUCGGCCGACAGCCUCAGCAGCUGCGGGACCCCCUGCUCCCCGGUCCAGGCCGACCACGCCAAGCGGGUGGUGGACGGCUGCGAGGUGGCGCUGACCGCCUCCGCCAGCCAGAGCUCCAUCUUCUCGCCGGACGGCGCCAAGGCGGGCGGCCUACCCCGGACCCUGCAGCACCCGCCGCCCGGCAAGCAGGACGACCCCGACGGCCUCUCGCUGCGGUCCCUGUGCCUGGCCACGGAGAGCGGGAGCGCCUCCGCCGCAACGUCGCAGGCCUCCACCCCCGGCAGCCCCAAAGCCACCCUGGAGAGGAGGCUCGGCUCCCCCAAACACGGCAUGCUCCCCAGGCCCAAAGGAAUGCCCCCGCUGCCUCCGGUUAGGAAGUCGAGCCUGGACCAGAGGAACAGAGCCAGCCCCCAGCACACGUCUUGCGGCAGUGCUUCAGGCCAAGCCAUGUCGUCGCUGGCGAGCACACCAGACGAAGGAAGCGCCUACGUCAAAGCCAAGACCCCGAAUCUGGACAACAGCAGCAAAGCGAGUAGUGGAAAAAAUGAACCGUUCAGCAGCCGGCCGAACUCCCUGAACAGGAGGUACGCGGGGCAGUACGAGUGUUUAUCUUUGGAAAGGGCCGGGAGCUUGACCUCUGUAGGGUCAAAGGUCAAUGCCUCCCGAGAUAGUACAAUGCCCAGAGCCGGCAGGAGCCUGAAUCGAGCCACCGUGUCCUCACCCACCCACCCGGGCUUUCCACCAUCGCUGGGCACCUCCCCGAAGGCCAGCUCCUCCAAGAUGUCUGCCGUCAGUAAGCUGCUCUUGGCCAGCCCCAAGUCGCGGAGCCUGUCAGCUUCCAGCACAAAGACGCUGAGCUUCUCCACCAAGUCGCUGCCCCAGUCUGUCGGCCGCAGCUCCAGCAUGCCGUCCAACUCCAAGAACAUGUCCUGGUCGACCCAGUCGCUCAGCAGCAAGCAGAGCAGAGGCUCCAGCAUCGUGGCCAAGCUGCCUCUGCGCGCUGUCAACGGGCGCAUCUCGGAGCUGCUCCAGGGGAGCACGGGCAUGAGGGCCGGCCAGCUGCGGGGGAGCGCCGAGUCGGACGAGUGGGGCGCGCACGCCGGAGAGAAGUCCCCCCCUCAGGCCCUCCCGUCGCCCUACAGCAAGGUCACCCCGCCCCGCAAGCCACACCGGUGCAGCAGCGGCCACGGCAGUGACAACAGCAGCGUGCUGAGUGGCGAGCUCCCACCGGCUAUGGGGAAAACCGCCCUGUUUUACCACAGCGGAGGCAGCAGCGGCUACGAGAGCAUGAUGAGGGACAGCGAAGCGACGGGAAGCGGAUCCUCAGCACAGGACUCCAUGAGCGAAAACGGAAAUUCAGUGACGGGCAGGUCCAGGAGUCUGAAAUCCCCUAAGAGAAGAAUGAACGCAGGUUCCCAGAGGCGGCGUGUCCUCCCCAGCCUGUCCCCUGAUGCAGCAUCUCCAGCCCGAAAACCGGUCAACAGCUCUGGGGUCCGCUGGGUUGACCUUCGACCUGUGCAGAGGGGGAUGGCCGAACCGUUUGAGAUCAAGGUCUAUGAGAUAGAUGACGUGGAACGGCUGCAGAGGAGACGGGCGGCAGACAACAGGUUGCGGGGAUUUGUGUGUUUCAACGCCAAACUGAAGAUAUUGGAGCAUCGACAGCAGAGGAUUUCAGAGGUCAAAACCAAAUAUGACAUACUGAAGAAGGAGCUGGAGGUCACCAAACAGCGACUGAUGCUGGAUCCAAGUAAAUGGAUCAGUGAGUUUGACCUGGAUCAAGGUUUCGAGGUGGACUCGCUGGAAUACCUGGAGGCUCUGGAGUGUGUCACUGAGCGGCUGGAGCACCGGGUCAACUUCUGCAAAGCCCACCUCAUGAUGAUCACCUGCUUCGACAUCGCCUGUGGGAGGCGUUAAAGGGGCCGCGUGGGCGAGCGCACGGCGCAGGAGAAGAAGACACACGAAGAAAAAAAGGACAUCCAAAGAUACCAGGAAGACGAGGACGGAAGCGCAAAGUGUGCAGCACGUACGCGAAAAGAGAUUUUUUUUCUUUCAACGGCAGAAUGUAUACGAGAGAGAGAGAGAGACGGAGAAGAAUGAGUGGAGGGGAUGAAUAUUGGAGCGUGAGAAUGUUCAUUCCUUCAUCAGAUUGUCAAAGCACUUUGAGGAACUUUUGUUGUGUUGUAAAUAUGAAUUGCUUGCUCCAGCUCUCCUUUAU
This is a messenger RNA of Carcharodon carcharias (great white shark), 6981 nucleotides long. RefSeq names its product kinesin family member 26Ba (gene kif26ba). Gene Ontology annotation, molecular function: microtubule motor activity; ATP binding; microtubule binding. The coding region runs from base 360 to 6680 and encodes 2106 amino acids. The record is from RefSeq and is a predicted model, not a curated record. Gene Ontology annotation, biological process: microtubule-based movement. The transcript has 15 exons. NCBI's taxonomy places the organism in Eukaryota, Metazoa, Chordata, Chondrichthyes, Lamniformes, Lamnidae.